AUGGGCGUGGGCGCGAUGGGCGCGGUCGGACGAGGGGUCGGGCGGGCGACGGCGACGGGCGGGACGACGACGGGACGGGAACGGCGACGGGCGGGACGGGACGGGCGCGCGGCGGUCGCGCGCGCGAUCAAGCGCGUGUUCAUCGACGGUGAGGCGGGGACGACGGGAUUGCAGGUGCGUGAACGCCUGGCGGGACGCGCGGACGUGGAGCUGAUUCAGUUGGAGGAAGGGGCGCGAAAAGACGCGACGGCGCGGAGAGAGGCGCUGAACGCGUGCGACGCGGCGAUCCUGUGCCUACCGGACGCGGCGGCGAUCGAGGCGGUGGCGCUGGUGGAGAAUGAGAAUACGGUUGUGAUCGAUGCGUCGACGGCGUUUCGGGUGGCGGAUGGGUGGACGUACGGUUUCGCCGAACUCGCGCCGGGGCAUCGGGACGCGGUGCGAACGUCCAAGAGAAUCUCCAACCCGGGAUGCUAUCCGACGGGAUUCAUCGCGCUGACGCGCCCGCUCGUCGAUGUGGGUAUUUUAAAGCCGGGUAGCGCGCUCACCGUGAACGCGGUGAGCGGUUACACGGGUGGAGGAAAGGCGUUGAUCAAGGUGUACGAGGAGGAGGAGCACGAACCGUGGGGCGCCUACGGCUUCAAUCUGGAUCACAAGCACUUGCCGGAGAUGGCCAAGUGGAGCAUGCUCGGUCGUGAGCCAAUUUUUAUGCCCGCAGUCGGAUCUUUCGCGCAAGGUAUGGUGGUGAGCGUGCCUUUACACUAUGAUCAACUCGCCGCCGACGGGCAAAGCGCCGAGCGCUUGCACGAGUGUUUGCGAGAGCGCUACGAUGGAAGCGCGUUCGUUUCUGUCAGAGACUUGAACAGGAUGGACGAUCUCGAACGUGGUGCGUUCAUGAGACCAGAUUCCCUCGCGAACACGAAUAAGCUCGAGCUCAGCGUCUACGCGAAUGACAAGAAAAGGACCGCCGUUCUCGUAGCGCGUCUGGAUAAUUUAGGCAAAGGUGCUUCGGGCGCCGCGGUUCAGAACAUGAAUCUCGCUCUCGGCCUGGAAGAAAUGAGUGGGUUAUGA
Molecule: messenger RNA, 1068 nt
Organism: Ostreococcus tauri
Lineage: Eukaryota; Viridiplantae; Chlorophyta; Mamiellophyceae; Mamiellales; Bathycoccaceae
Product: N-acetyl-gamma-glutamyl-phosphate reductase, type 2
Exons: 1
Coding region: 1-1068 (355 amino acids)
Biological process (GO): L-arginine biosynthetic process
Cellular component (GO): cytoplasm
Molecular function (GO): NAD binding; N-acetyl-gamma-glutamyl-phosphate reductase (NADP+) activity
Source: RefSeq, a predicted model, not a curated record